AACUUUGCAGGAUCAAAGGUCUCCUAUGAGUUAUCGCUGGAGUUUGCCCAGGCGCUCAGUCAGUCAGAGGCAGGCGGACUGUGCGCCACACUGUGACCACUGCAGCUCUCCUCCUUAACGUUUAACCUCCUGAUCCGCCAGAGACAAACACUGCAGACAUGGACAACAUCUAUGACACGAUAGCUGACGGAAGUGAGCACGAAGAGCGCCGUGAUGGAGCCGACAGCCCCGACAGAGAGCCCAGAUCUAAGAGCCCAGGAGAGGCGCAGGAGCAGCUGUACAGCGAGGUGCAGGUCCACGUCUCUGCGAAGGGGGAGCGCAGCUCCCCGGACUACAUGGACACCAGGGACAAAGAAAGAAGCUCUUCCUCCUCAUCCAGCGAUGAUGAAGAGGUUAAAGCAGAGGAAAAGGUUGAGGUGCAUGUGGAGCCAGUGGUGGAGGAGGUGAAAGUGGAGGAAGUGAACGGCGAGGCGCACGGCGGAUCCAGGCGCUCCUCCUCGGCCUCCUCAGCAUCCUCCGCUUCCCCCGGAGACCCGUGCGACGACCCGCCGAUCCAGCCCAGGGUACAGGAUGAGGAUAACGCGGAAGAUGGGAUGUUGAUGUCGUACACACACCCCAACACUGACAGCACACCGGAGGAGUGUGUCGACUACAGCCUGAAGACUCUGGAGAGUGUCACUCUGGAUGAGAGCAGCGCUGCGCCGGCUGAUCCCAGCCAGCCUGACAUCUCUCUGUUCGUCAAGGCGGGCAACGAUGGAGAAAGCAUUGGCAACUGUCCCUUCUCUCAGCGCCUCUUCAUGAUCCUCUGGCUCAAAGGAGUCGUGUUCAACGUCACCACCGUCGACCUCAAAAGAAAGCCCGCAGAUCUGCACAACCUGGCUCCGGGGACACACCCUCCUUUCCUGACAUUCAACGGAGAAGUCAAGACUGACAUCAACAAGAUUGAGGAGUUUCUGGAGGAGACGCUGUGUCCUCCAAAGUAUCCCAAACUUGCCGCCAAGCAGAGAGAGUCGAACACAGCUGGAAACGACAUCUUCGCCAAGUUCUCAGCCUACAUCAAGAACACCAAACCAGAGGCCAACGCCGUUCUAGAGAAAGGUUUGACCAAGGCCCUGAAGAAGCUGGACGAUUACCUGAACAGCGUCCUGCCAGAUGAGAUUGACGCAGACAGCAUGGAGGAGGAGAAAGGCUCCACCCGAUGCUUCCUGGAUGGAAAUGAGCUCACUCUUGCAGACUGCAACCUGCUGCCCAAACUGCACAUAGUCAAGGUUGUUGCUAAAAAGUACCGCAACUACGACAUCCCCUCAGACAUGACGGGGGUGUGGCGGUAUCUGAACAACGCCUACACACGUGAUGAAUUCACCAACACCUGCGCUGCUGACUCCGAGAUCGAGACCGCCUACAAAGAUGUGGCGAGGAGACUGGCCAAGUAACUCGCCAACCGACCUGAGCUCAGACGAAAUAAACUACAAACACAACAAACAAAACCAUCAGCACUGUUCAUCGUACAUGUGACUUUAGAGUCUUCAGUGGCGUUUUUGUCAUAUUAAGCAGGUCAGAUGUUGCAGAUGUUAUAGGGUGGCUCAUAAUGCUUUACAGCUGUUCGUGGUGUUACAGUUACAGAAACACAGAAGUGGAGCAGACGAUAAAUUGAACAUAUUUAAUUUAAAGGGACAGUUCACCUCAAAAUCUAAAAUACACAUUUUUCCUCUUACCUGUAGUGCUGUUUAUCAGUGUAGAUCGUUCUGGUGUGAGUUGCUGAUUGUUGGAGGUAUCAGCCGUAGAGAUGUCUGCCUUCUCUCGAAUAUAAUGGAACUAGAUGACACUCGGCUUGUGGUGCUCAAAGUGCCAAAAAAAAUACAUUUAAAAAACUCAGCAUCAAUGUCUCUUUACAGAAAUCAGGACCACUUCUGCCGAACUGCAGCCGUAUCACCAUGCAGAAGGAAGUGUGCAUCUACUUGCUGAGAGAUUUGCAGUAGCACCGACAGGCUGAGAAAGACCAGAAAAUUGCCAGGACAGUUUUGGAGCUGCUUUUUAGAUCUUGGACACAAGGGACUUCCACUGCAGGGGCAUAUUGAUCGCGACAGAGUUUUAUGGCAGCUAAUGAUGAAGCAGCAGAUAAGCUGAUGUAACAUUAUGAUCUGCCCAGGGCAUGUGAGUGGCUUUAGCAAAUAGACAACUAGAUGUCUGACAUCAUUGAAAAGACAGACAGAAAUUAUGUCACACAUUUUUGGUAGUGAUGAAACCACUAAUGUAAGUAGCUUAUGUCUGAGCAGUUUUCCUGUAGCUCCUCAACCCCAUUGCCAGAAUAAAUGUUUGAAAUGAAAGUCUCUACCAAAGACAGAUACGUAACAUUUGUUGUUAUGUAGUGGAUAUGUAUGAAACUUUACAUUUCUGUCUCAAAUGCAGGUGCGUCUUGAGUCUUGAACAGAAAAUCCUGCUCUUGCUCAGCUUCACAAUUUAUUAGUAACACUAACAUUUCGGUCAUCCUGCUCCUGCUCCUUCGAAGAGUGCUCAACUCUUCGUUUCGAUGUUGAUAUGUGAUCAUGUUGAGGCACAAAAACCACUCGGUUAUGGUUAGAAGACGAUCUUGUUUUGACUUGAAAUACACUCUUUUGGUCGCACAAUCACGGCUGGUGUCUUUAAAAACACCCAGUCUCGAACAGUUGUCUGCAGCUGGCGGCCAUCUUGCCAAAGUCAUGCGCACGCUAUUGUGCAGCACCCUUCAGCGAAAAUAUGUUCCCCUGUGCGUACUCAAAUUUGACCUUAAGCACAAUACUUGAGUAAAUUUUCUUAGUUACAUUCCACCGCAGUAGCUAACGUUACAGCUCAGCCGAGGAGAGCAACAUUAAUGUUUACAUCUCACAGCCUCAUGAGCACGAGCCUCUUGUCCAUGAGUAGAUGCACGCUUCCUUCUGUGUGGUGAUACGGUUGGCGGGUGUAGUUUGGUAGAGAGAAAAUAGUUCCUACAUGAAACUACUCACAACAAGGUCUGUGGAUUAUCUUGAGUAACCAGGUCAUGAUUUCUGUAGAGACAUUGAUAAACAUAUUUUUGGCGCUACGAGCACCACAAGCCGAGUGCCAUCUAGUUCCAUUAUAUUGGAGAGAAGGCAGACAUCUUUACGGCCGAUAUCUCCAACACUCUGCAACUCACACCAAAACUCUCUAAAUUUAUAAAUAGCACUAAAAGUAACAGGAUAAAUAUGUUGGUUUUACUUUGGGGUGAACCGUCUCUUUAAAUCACAGGUUUCAAACCACAUGUAUUUUUGCUGCUGUGAAACUUCUGACCUAACACUUUCACUCAAACACGAUUGUGUCCCGUCUGUAUUUAUUUCUCAUAACACAAAGCUCUCUUUCAUACAUAAUCCACCGGUCUGCACGGCCAAACAUUUUACUAGCUGCUGAUGUCAGGGUCGUUCACUUUAUUUAUUCCUAAACCCACAGAAGUCGAGUCUGACUCCAGUGUUUAUUAUCAAGCUUUGGCUCCUGGGGAGACACCUUUGAUUCAUCCAUGAUUGAUGACUGACGCUAACUGUUCACUGACUAUGACUGUUGCAAUCUGCAGAUUCAUUUUGAUUGUCAUUACUGUCGGUGUUGCUGUAGUUGUUUUGUUUCCUUGAGCUUAUACGUAUCUUGAAAUUCACUCCUGCUUCUGAAAGAUUGAUUUGAAAAGAGAUUGAUUUUAAUGAUAAGUUUAUGUGAUGUCAGUUCGACAGAACAAAAUGUAGCUGAUGAGGGCACUGAUAGAACAAAGCUUGUUUCUGAUUUGUUUGCAUGAAUCUGUUUUUAAAUUGUGAGUUUCUUUUUAAAGGUCCAGUAUGUAGGAUUUAGGGGGAUGUGCUGGUAGAAAUGGGAUUUAAUGUCACCUGAAUAUCACCUGAAAAUAAGAUUCAUUGUGUUUUUGUUACCUUAGAAUGAGCUGUUUAUAUCUACAUAAGGAGCAGGUCCUCGACUACAGAAGUCACCAAGUUGCACCGCCAUGAGCCAAACAGCAUUGGAAAAACAUUGAUUUGUAAUGUGAAACUGAUUUAUUCAGUGUUUUUACCGGUUUAAAUCAUCUGGUACGUUUGUUUUGGAGAGGAAGAGACCUCUGAGGAUAAUUCGGCUCCCAGUAAAACCUUCCUGAAUGUCUGCAUCUUAAGUUAUCAGAUAAAUAAGGUGAGCACACAUUAGCAGGUGCUGGGCUAGUGCUCCGUCUGUGACAAGCCAAACAGUGUCAGAAAAAUGCAAAUCUAUAACAUGAAACUGCUUUACUCAGCGUUUUUUACUGGUUAAAUCACCUGGUUCAUUUGUGUUGGAAAGGAAGAGACCUCUGUGGAUAAUUUGUCUCAGGGUAAAAACCACUGGAGUUCACGUUUAGCACAUGGGAGAGGUUUCAGCUGGUUGCAAUCUGCGAUAUUCACCGCUAGAUGCCACUAAAUUCUACACACUGCUCCUUUAAAAGAAUAAUGUGUAGAAUUUAGGGAGAUUUAGUUGCAGCAAGUGAGGAUUGCCGAUUGCAACCAACUCAAACUUCUCCUGGUUAGAAUUCCCUCAGUGUUGAGGAAGUUUUAACCGGGAGCCAAAUUAUCCACAGAGGUCUCUUCCUCUCCAAACAGAUGGACCAGGUGAGUUAACCCAGUAAAAACACUGAAUAAAGCAGUUUCACAUAAAAAAAUAAAUCUGUUUUUCUAAAACUGUCACUAGGGAGGAGCUACGAACUACAGUGACUGCUGCGAAAAUGUCCCCAUCGAGAGCCAGUGUUUGGUUUGUCCAUUCUGGGCUACUGUAAAAACAUGGCAGUGAACAUGACAAUCUCUAUAAACAAGGACCCGCUCCCUAUCCAGACAUAAACGCUUCAUUCUAAGGUAACGAAAACACAAUGAUUCUUGUUUUCCAGUGACAGUGCACUAAAGAAAACAUAGUUAUUUUGAUAUAUUCCAUUUCUGCCAAUACAUCCACCUAAAUCUGACACACUGCUCCUUUAAAAUAUGAAAAAUCCUCGACUAUGUGCCUUUGUUUGGAAGUAUCAAAAAUCCAUGCCAACGUCACUGAUGGACUCAUUCUGAAAGAAAUGUAUCACAGCAGAGCCGAGACAUUUGUUCUGCCUCUAGCUAUUAGUGUUCAGUCCAGGUAUUGAUUUUGUCUUGAGUUACACAUGAUAUUAUGAAUGGAGAGAGUAUUUAUUUAGCAGCCCCCAAUCAGGCCUGAUUAGGUAGAGCCAUUAGCGCUGCGAUGAAAAGCGUCUUCCAGGCUGGGUCCACGAUGGUCAGGAGCCCUCCGGCCCCUUCAUCACAGACACAUUUCCUCCGCUUUGAGGAGCCUAUCAACAUCCACAGGCUAAAGUUCAAGUUCAAAAGUUUCAUUGUCCACGCAGAGGAGGAUGGAAAUUUGUCUCGGGGCUUAUCGUCUUUGGCUUGGUGUCAGGCUGCAACUAUAGCGAGACUUCCUUGAAGAACCAUAAGGCUCUUGUGUGGUUUGGACAAACAUAUGAUAUGAAAUUGGAGCAUGAUGACUGAGAGCCUUGCUCAUUGCGAAGCUCUGCAAAUAAAAUAAUAUUUU
This is a messenger RNA of Epinephelus fuscoguttatus (brown-marbled grouper), 5541 nucleotides long. It is a transcript of the gene clic5b, whose product is annotated as chloride intracellular channel 5b. The record is from RefSeq and is a predicted model, not a curated record. Bases 159 to 1433 code for a protein of 424 amino acids. The transcript is spliced from 6 exons. NCBI's taxonomy places the organism in Eukaryota, Metazoa, Chordata, Actinopteri, Perciformes, Serranidae.